AUGGUAACAGCGAAUAUGAGUGGCACAGAGAAGAAGAAAUUGCUCAUUACUGGAAAGUCACAAAAACCAAGAUGUUUUAAAGGUGUCAAAUCAUUACCUGUCGAUUAUGCUAACAAUCGUAAAGCUUGGAUGACGUCAGAACUUUUUGAAAAAUGGCUUCGUGAUUGGGAUCGUGAUUUGGUGAAGAAGAAGAAAAAAGAUUCUAUUGCUGGUUGA
Molecule: messenger RNA, 216 nt
Organism: Parnassius apollo (apollo)
Lineage: Eukaryota; Metazoa; Arthropoda; Insecta; Lepidoptera; Papilionidae
Source: the annotation of a GenBank genome assembly